Molecule: messenger RNA, 3349 nt
Organism: Phragmites australis (common reed)
Lineage: Eukaryota; Viridiplantae; Streptophyta; Magnoliopsida; Poales; Poaceae
Product: pentatricopeptide repeat-containing protein At1g43980, mitochondrial
Exons: 6
Coding region: 110-2068 (652 amino acids)
Biological process (GO): RNA modification
Molecular function (GO): RNA binding; protein binding
Source: RefSeq, a predicted model, not a curated record
CUGCGGUGGAGAUGGCUAUAAGCUAGCUAUCGGACAGGCUGAUUAGGACGAACGCGCAUCCCAUGGCAAAAGCAGCCGAGCGGCGAGCGUCGUCGCCGCCGUGCCGCUGAUGCCCUCCUCCUCGUCCGAAGCCCCACUCCUCACUCCAAGGGUCGCCGCCGCGCUCCUCGCUCGCUGCGCCUCCCGCGCCGCCGCGGCCAGCCUCCAUGCCCGCCUCCUCCGCUGCUCCCGCGCCUUCUUCCGCUCCCCCUACCUCGCCAACUGCCUCGCCGCCGCCUACUCCCGCCUCGGCGCUGCCUCGUCCGCCGUUGCGCUCCUGCGUCACGCGCCCCCCACCUCCAAGCCCAACGUCUUCACCCACAACAUUCUUCUGUCGGCGCUCCUCAGCUCUGGCCUCGUGGAGGACGCGCGAACGGUGUUCGACGGAAUGCCCCAGAGGGAUGCUGUCACCUACAACUCCAUCAUCACCGGCUACAUCGAAGGUGCGCGUCCGGACGAGGCAUUCCAGCUCGUUUACACCAUGAGGGAGCAUGGUGUCAGCCCCACCGGCUUCACCUUCUCCAUCAUUUCGUUGGCGGUUCACUCUGCCCGCCACGGCCUGCAGCUUCAUGCUGCUGCUGUCCGCCACGGUCUGGCACACCGUGAUGCUGUAGUCGGCAAUGCGCUCAUCAACAUGCAUCGCCGGAUCGGCCUCAUGAAGUAUGCCGUCCGUGUCUUCGCAUGCAUGCAGGAACCGGAUGUCACUUCAUGGAACUCUGUCAUGUCAGUUUACAAGGAUCAAUCUCUCAGCAGUAUGGUUUUUGAGUGUUUACAGUCCAUGAGGAGCAAUGGCGUUUCAGUUGAUGAGUGCAGUGUGUCCACGAUUCUCAGUGUCUGCACAGACGUUGAAGACUUCGCCAAAGGUGACCAGAUCUUGGCCCUUUGCCUCAAAACGAGCUUCCUUUCAAACUCCAUCGUUUGCAGCACUGUUAUUGACUUCCUCUGUGUGUCUGACAGACUGUCUGAUGCUGUUCGGCUUUUCAGAGGAAUGGCAGCAUGGGACUCAGAACCUUGCAAUGCACUGAUAUCGGGCUAUGCAAGGAGUGGCCUAAUGGAAGAAGCUCUCAGCCUCUUUGCAACAUCUCUGCGGAAUGGUGUUGUUCCAACCGAGUUCACUUUUUCCAGUGUGCUGAGAUGGAGUUCAUGUUUUGGUUUGAUGGAGCAGGGCACUCAAAUCCAUUGCCUAGUUUGUAAACUUGGAUUUGGGGAUGACGUAAUUGUUGCCACCGCCCUCACUGACAUGUACUGUAAGUUGGGCUUGGUGAAGCAUGCCAGGAAAAUGUUCAAUGCAGUUGGUGCCAAGGAUUUGGUCUUAUGGAACACAAUGCUACUUGGCCUAUUGCAAAAUGGAAGAGGUAAAGAAGCUCUUGGAAUAUUCCGAAGGAUGCUCAAGCAUGGUAUCCGACCUGACAGAAUUACUCUUCUUGGAGCAUUAUCAGCCUGCAGCUUAAAAGGUCUGGUGAAUGAAGGAAUGGAUAUAAUCUCCCUAUUUAAAGAUAAAUAUGAUGUUAUGCUUAGCCUGGAGCACCAUGCUUGUGUGGUAGACAUAUUAAGUCGUGCAGGAAUGUUCAGAAAGGCAGUAAAUUAUGCAGAGAACAGGUUGCAUAAGUGUGGAGCUUCUGCGUUCUCUAAGAUUCUUGAGGCCUGCAUAAUUGAAGGGAACUUUCACAUGGCAGAGCUCAUUGCAGAAAAGAUGGUAACACUAAAAUCUGUAUCAUCGUUGCCAUACAUUGUUUUGGCUCAAACAUAUGGUGCCAGAUGUAAGUGGGAGAAAAUGGCCAGAGUGUGGAGGUCAAUGGAAGAUCAAUGCACAAUUAAGGUUCAGCCAUGCAGCUGGCUGUGUAUUAAGAACCAUAUCCAUGUGUUUACAUCUGAUCAACUAUUGCAUCAUGGAAGAGGAGCUACAUAUGAGGUGUUGGAUCUUCUACUUUGGGACAUAUUGGAUCAUAAAUAUGCUCCUAGCUAUUCAGAGACCAAGAAGAGUGAAGGAUUAACUUGUCUCCAGCUGUUCUUUGAUUACACUCAAUGAGCUACCUAACAAGUUACCUUGCCGUCAACAAUAUGGAAGUUCGGAGUACCAGAUACUAUGAACACUCAGAAAAAGGGCAUUGCCUUGAAGAGCCUCCUAGCCCCCUCUGCAGUAUCACCUGUUUUGUUCCUAACUUUCCUCCAUCGAUGAUCUCACCUGGAGCCCCAUUAAGACCUUUGGAUAUUCGUUGAGACCAUUGUUGUAGGUUGCAGUUGUUAUGUGGCAGCCUAACUGAAGAAGUUGAACCACCACGUGAGGUUUCAUGGAGAUAUGAACCGCAGGAAAAUGAAAUACAAGUGCAAGCACUGGCAAUCACUUUCCUAGUAUAAUAGCAACCCCAGCAACCAUAUGCAGGACUGGCAUUGUACCUCACAACAGCCAAGCUUGCAUGGAAGAGGACACGAACAGCAGCCCACACCUGAUCCAACCCACUGGGCCAUUGAAGGUGAACAAAGUGAUGAGGGAAAAGAAAGAAGUGUUGCUUGACCCAUGUUGCUGGUUGGCAACUUUCCUUGAGCUAGGGCAACACGCACAAUACAAGUUCUGCAAUUACCAGUUGUUGCCGGCCAGAGCCAGCCAGAUAUGGAAUGGUGAUUAAAUUCAUAGAGUGACAACACAGAUAAUGCUAGCUAAGGACAUCACAGUACUGGCUUGCAAGUCUUUUUCCUUCACAUGCUUAAAUAUUUUGGUCUACAGAACACUUGGACAUGAAUAUGGACGGGCAUACAAGGUAACUUGCAUAUUACCGUUUCAGUACCGGACCAAAAUUUAAUAGCUGCUCUGUUUUGUUUUAACUUUGUUCCUACAACGGCUCCAGUCCUUUAUCUACUCUUUUCUGUUCCCAGCAGGCCUUGGUCUGCUACAUAUCACCCACAAUAUAGCUAGCUGUGUGAUUUGAUUUGAUUCACUUUAUCCACAAUGUAUCAACCAUUUUGUGAUUGCUUCGAAGUCCAUGGUCUCCACUACUUCUGUAUUGCUCUUAGGAUUGUGAUCGUUGCAUGUCUACCCCAAAACUAAAGGAGUUACAACACAUAAUACCACAACAAGCUGUAGGAAUUGGAUGGGACAAAAACAUCCCCAGCAACAUGGUAAGGCCAUAAGGGUUACAUACAGCUAAUUUAUAUAUUUCAAUAUAUGCAGAUCACAGUAGUUCUUUUUUUGUCUGUUCCCCCAGAAAGUUAUGAUGCUAUAAAUAUAAUGGCUUGACCUCUUGUAAAAAACGGUAGAGUUACUUUGUUGCGGAAUCUCAUCUAUGGUAUGUACAGUUACAUUGUCUCCUUA